Messenger RNA from Mya arenaria, 3853 nucleotides. RefSeq names its product peroxisomal acyl-coenzyme A oxidase 1-like. The transcript has 15 exons. The record is from RefSeq and is a predicted model, not a curated record. Gene Ontology annotation, biological process: lipid homeostasis; fatty acid beta-oxidation using acyl-CoA oxidase. The coding region runs from base 218 to 2257 and encodes 679 amino acids. Gene Ontology annotation, molecular function: FAD binding; acyl-CoA oxidase activity; fatty acid binding. Gene Ontology annotation, cellular component: peroxisome. NCBI's taxonomy places the organism in Eukaryota, Metazoa, Mollusca, Bivalvia, Myida, Myidae.
UAAACUUGCAUGUUUCCUUAGACUUUAUAAGCUGAAAUAAGCUCGAUUCUUCUUUUGGUUCUCAAUGAAACUAUUAAAACAAGACUGCAACCAACGCGGGUAGAUAGUAUAACAACGCUCCGAGGGAUUGUAAGGGGAGGCAACAACAUCAGAGUUUGUUACAAAUCUAAUGUCUGCUCCCUAUAUAUGCGUCACGUGACCAUAGACAAAAGUCAAAAUGGCGGCCAGACUGACAGCGGAAUUUCUUGACAAUUGGAAAAAUGAAGUUAAUCCCGAUUUGCAAAAGGAAAGAGAAACAUGCACGUUCAAAAUUGAGGAACUUAUCCAUGUUCUAGAUGGUGGAAAAGAAAAUACUAUCAAAAGAAAGAAUUUAGAGAAUAUCUUCUUCACAAGCUAUGUUGACCUGUUUUCCUUCAAGAGGAGGCCAUUUAUGUCCAAGUCAGAGCAGUAUGAGUCGUCGGUUGCAAAGUCUGUGAAAGUGUUUGAGCUGAGAAGAGAGUACAACUGGUCUGAAGAGGACUUCGAUCUCAUUAACCGAAUCCUGAACUAUGACUUUGCCCUGAGUCUACACCACACCAUGUUUAUACCUGGCAUUGAGCGUCUGGCCACAGAUGAGCAGAAGGCUAAAUGGCUCCCCCUUGCCCAGUCUUACCAGAUUGUGGGCACAUACGCUCAGACCGAACUGGGGCAUGGUACAAACCUUCUUGGUCUGGAGACAACAGCUACAUAUGAUAGAGAGAGAGAUGAGUUCAUGAUCAACACACCGCGCCUCUCAUCCAUGAAGUGGUGGCCAGGCGGAUUGGGAAAGUCUUGUACGCAUGCUAUAGUGCUGGCCCAACUGGUUAUAGACAGUCAGAACCACGGCAUGCAUCCUUUCAUGGUCCAGCUACGCAGUCUAGAUGAUCAUACACCCAUGCCUGGAUUGAAGUUGGGUGAUAUAGGAACGAAGCUAGCAGCAAACAACAUAGACAAUGGUUUCCUCAUCCUCAACAAUGUCCGGGUCCCACGGGAGAACAUGCUGAUGAAAAAUGCCAGAGUGACAAGGGACGGGAAAUUCAUCCAGCUGUCGGGAAAUAAGGCCAACUACGCAACAAUGGUGUUAGUACGAGUCAAGAUAAUCUCGUGGACCAAAGACACACUAAGACAGGCGGCUACUGUAUCUGUACGCUACAGCGCUGUCAGGAGACAAACUACACUGAAACCAGGUACACCAGAACAGCAGGUGUUAGACUUCCAGACCCAGCAAAUGAAGGUAUUCCCAUGUCUGGCUGCCGCGUAUGCUGUACAUUUUGUUGCCAGCUCCAUGAUGGACUGGUACCAGAGUGCUUUCACCGAGAUCCUCAGGGGAAAUAACUCACAGCUCGCUGAGCUGCAUGCACAGUCCGCAGGUCUGAAGGCGUUUCUAACUGACAUGUCGACAGGAAUGGUAGAGACGUGUCGGAGGUCAUGUGGGGGCCACGGGUACCUGCAGGUCUCCGGCGUGGCAGAAAACAUGGUCUCUUCUCUUGCCCUUGUUACCAUUGAGGGGGAGAAUACUGUACUCUACCUGCAGACAGCUAGGUACCUUAUGAAGCAGAUGGCUAAUGCUGUGUCUGGCACGAAGACAAGAGGGUCGACAGCCUACAUGAACCGUGACCUGUCCUCGUACACCUGCCCCAUUGACAGCCAAUCAGAUUGCAGGAACUUGAACAAACUACGUGAGCUAUACAUGCAGAGAGCACACAGGGUGGUGAUGGGUGUUGCUCAGCGUCUGCAGAUGGACAUGGAGUCAGGCCAGCCCCAGGAGGCAGUCUUCAACAACAACAUGGUUGCACUUACACGUGCUGCAAAAGCCCAUCUACACCUGUCUACUAUAGACUGGUACAUAGCCAGGGUAGAUAACUUGGUGGCCACCUGCAGUCCAGCUCUGGGCCAAGUCAUGGCAGAGUUGUGUACCUUCUUUGUACUGUGGGGCAUUGUCCAGGAGGCGGGCGACUUCCUAGAGAGUGAGACACUUGGCCUUAACCAGUUAGAAUGGAUCAGACAAGAACAGCUCAACUACCUCACCAUUCUCAGGCCCAAUGCUGUAUCCCUGGUUGAUGCUUUUGACAUGCAUGACGAGACUGUGGCCUCCGCCCUUGGUAUGUUCGACGGGAACGUGUACCAACACUUGUACGAGUCAACAAAAUACGAACCUAACAACCGGACCGAGGUUCACCCGAGCUACUACAAGCAUCUUCGAGGCCUGUUGAAGGGAGGUCAACAGUCAAAGUUGUGAUGUUUCUACAGUCAUAGUGAUCAUAGAGAAGGUUCUUAUUCAAAAUGGUGAUUUUCAUAGACUGAGUCAUACAACCGUAGUGUGUGACCUUCAUCGCAACAUCUUGCUGAUUGUGGGGUGCUAGACUAUUACCUCUUUUGAGAUGAUAAGUUUUUACUGAUUUACGAAAGACUGCAAAAAAAAAUAUAAAUAAAAAAAUAAUAUUGGAGGACUACAGUCUUUUGAAAUUAUAUGCAAUUGUAGGGGAAUAGAAGUCAUGGACUGUCAAACUUUUGUCUUUGUUUUAAAGAAAUACAUCAAGUGCCAGUUGAAAACCAAUCAGGUAUUUGUGAAGUAUCAUUUGUUCAGAAAAAGCUUCACAUUUAUUUUUUUCUAUCUAAGUUGUGUAUAUCCAACAAACAAGGUAUGUCAGACAUCACCGAACAUCAAGCAAGAACAUGGUUCUGAUGAACAAUUUAUUUAAAUGGAAAAAUCCAUCCGUAAAUUAACUAUUAUUUUUUUUAAAUCCAAGUACUAAACAAAAAAAAAAAUGAUGUCAUUUUUAGAAAAUGUCCCAAAAACCGCUACUGUCAAACUAGAAUUUGACCCGUUUAAACUCAGAUCUUUCAUAGAAAACAAACAAAUGUUAUUUAAUUUUAGCUAAGUCUGUAUCUUACUUACUGAAAAGUUCAAUAAUGAGAAAUAUAUAUAGGAUAUCUCAACAAGUCAAAAGGUUUCUUUUAAAACACUUUAAAAAGCUUCCAAGAUCUAUUCCCCUAUGGGUAUGUUUUAUAAUACCGGUAUUCCAGAAAUCAAAUGACCAUUUUUUAAAUCACAUAUUUUACUUCCGAUACCCACAUUUUUGCUAUUUUAUUUUGUUUUGGGCAUACCUACAAAUGAUGAUCUUCUAAGGCUGGCAUAUAAAAUCAUUGAAAAAAUAAAAGAAUGUACCUCUAUUUUGAGGAGAAAAUAUUUACAAAGGCAAAAUAUAGUGAUUUCCCUAUAGACUUUUUCUAGGUUUGACCAUGUCUGUGUAAAUAAAAUAUUAAAAAAAAACGUAUUAAAUGAAAUUAAAUUGAUUGUUACUUAAUUAUAAUAAAAAAUCUAAGAAUUGGUUAACCAGUUUGCUUCAAAUUUUAAGCCAGCCUUUUGUUAGGGCAAUCACUCCCAUUUAAUAUGUUUUUUAAUACACGUGUUAUAUUGCUUACUCAUUAAGAUAUACAGAACCAUUGAAGGUCUUAGUUGUAAAGUGAAAUUAUCUUUGUCUCAUGAUAAUUAUGUUUGCUUUAUACUUGUGUAAUCAGAAUUACUGCUAGUAUCAAACUUGAAAACAAAGUCAGAGAAAUGAAAACAAUCAAAUGCUUGCUCCUGUGAUACCCUUACUGAUUUCACUUCUUGUAAGUAAUGACUCAAUUCAUCCAACUUGUAUUUUUUUAUUUAUUUACUUGUAAUUUGUUUUUACAAUAUGUUUGAGAAACUUGAUGAUUGUUUUGGUAAAAAAAAAAACUGCACUCAGGCUCUUUGACAUUCAUGAUGUUAUUUUUUAUGAUUUUUAUAUGACAAACAUGUUAUCUAUUCCUGUUGAUGAUUAUUAUUCCCAAUAAAAGAUAAAAUGAC